AUGAGGGAAAACAAAAUAACUCACCAUCCGCCCCGCCCCGCCCCGCCCCGCUGCUCCUUUCCCCACCCCGGGCAUGGUGCAGCAGGGCCGGCCCUGAGCCAGAUUUGCCCGCAUCUCCCGAGGGGGCUGCCGUACAUCACCUGGAGGGAAGGGUCAGGGCGAGACUUGGUCCUGAAGUUCAGCUGUUCCCCAGAGAGACAUGUUCUGGGAUUGAGGACCAGGGCCGCGCUGGCCUCAGCGCACCAGUGCCACCCCCUGCCCCGGACGCUGAGUGUUCUCAAGAGCACGCCGCAGGUGCGGGGCAUGCACACCAUCAUCAGGGACAAGGAGACCAGCCGUGAUGAAUUCAUCUUCUACUCCAAGAGGCUGAUGCGGCUGCUCAUUGAGCACGCGCUCUCCUUCCUGCCCUUCCAGGACUGCGUCGUGCAGACCCCGCAGGGGCAGGACUACGCGGGCAAGUGCUAUGCGGGGAAGCAGAUCACUGGCGUGUCCAUCCUGCGUGCGGGUGAGACCAUGGAGCCGGCGCUGCGGGCUGUGUGCAAAGACGUGCGCAUUGGCACCAUCCUCAUCCAGACCAACCAGCUCACCGGGGAGCCCGAGCUCCACUACCUGCGGCUGCCCAAGGACAUCAGUGACGACCACGUGAUCCUGAUGGACUGCACGGUGUCCACGGGCGCGGCAGCCAUGAUGGCUGUGCGUGUGCUCCUGGACCAUGAUGUUCCGGAGGACAAGAUCUUCCUGCUGUCGCUGCUCAUGGCCGAGAUGGGUGUUCACUCGGUGGCCUACGCAUUCCCACGAGUGAGGAUCAUCACCACGGCAGUGGACAAGCGUGUCAAUGACCUGUUCCGCAUCAUCCCAGGCAUUGGUAACUUCGGUGACCGCUACUUUGGGACGGACGCGGCACCUGACGGCAGCGAUGAGGAGGAAGUGGCCUCCACAAGCUAGCUGCCCGCCCUGAGCCUUCCUGCUCUUGCCGCCACCCAGCUUCUUCCUGCCUCAUGGCCUUGCUUACAGACAUGUCCUAACUUAUUUUAAUUAAGAAGGGUAUGACGGCUGUAACUUACUCUAUACAUUUUAUAAAAUAAAGUUUGGGAAAAUGAA
Leptonychotes weddellii (Weddell seal) is the source of this 1101-nucleotide messenger RNA. Lineage: Eukaryota; Metazoa; Chordata; Mammalia; Carnivora; Phocidae. The record is from RefSeq and is a predicted model, not a curated record.